Molecule: messenger RNA, 2046 nt
Organism: Phycodurus eques (leafy seadragon)
Lineage: Eukaryota; Metazoa; Chordata; Actinopteri; Syngnathiformes; Syngnathidae
Gene: acsl5
Product: acyl-CoA synthetase long chain family member 5
Exons: 20
Coding region: 1-2046 (681 amino acids)
Biological process (GO): long-chain fatty acid metabolic process
Cellular component (GO): membrane; endoplasmic reticulum; mitochondrion
Molecular function (GO): arachidonate-CoA ligase activity
Source: RefSeq, a predicted model, not a curated record
AUGGAGUUCCUCUUCCAGGUGCUCUUUUCGCCACUCCCCACGCCGGCCGUCAUCUCGCUGUUCGCCCUGGCGGCCGCCACGCUCUUCUACCUCAACACCAGGCCCACCCCCUUGCGGUCCCCUGCUGACCUCAAAUGCCAAACCCUGGGCAUCAAGGAUGGAGCCAGAAAGGUGGCCUUGCUCAAGGAUAACAACAACCUGCUGGCUUACCACUAUGUCGAUGCAAAGACAAUCUAUGAGGUGUUCCAGAGGGGCCUGAAAGUGUCAGGUAACGGGCCGUGUUUGGGCUUCAGGAAAGCGGGGAGGCCGUACCAGUGGCUCAGCUACAAACAGGUGUCUGACAGAGCGGAGCACUUGGGCUCAGGGCUCCUUCAGAGGGGCUUGAAGCCCACCCCGGACACUUUCAUCGGCAUCUUUGCUCAGAACAGACCUGAGUGGAUUAUUGGUGAACAGGCGUGUUACACCUACUCCAUGGUGGCGGUCCCGCUGUACGACACCUUGGGUCCCGACGCUCUGGUGUUCAUUAUCGACCAAGCUGACAUCUCUACGGUGUUGUGCGAUAACCAGAAAAAGGCAGAAGUUCUGCUGCAGAGCCGUGAGAAAGGCCAGACCCUCUCUCUAAAAACAAUCGUCGUCAUGGACUCGUUCGACUUUGACUUGGCAGAGCGAGGGGUCAAAUGCGGUGUGGAUGUGGUGUCCAUGCAGGAUGUGGAGUCUGCAGGGAAAAGCAACCCCCAGAAGCCAGUGCCUCCAAAACCACAAGACCUCAGCAUUGUCUGCUUCACCAGUGGAACUACAGGAAAUCCCAAGGGCGCGAUACUGACUCAUGAGAAUGUCGUCGCUGAUGCUGCUGGUGUCCUCAAAACUUUUGAGACGGCCAUUGUUCCAAAUACCGAGGACGUUAGCAUUUCGUUCCUGCCGUUAGCGCACAUGUUUGAAAGAGUCGUACAGACUGUCGUGUUUGGUGCCGGUGCGCGAGUUGGCUUCUUCCAGGGGGACAUCAGAUUGCUGCCGGACGACAUGAAGACCCUUCAACCCACCAUCUUCCCAGUCGUGCCGCGACUUCUCAACCGGGUCUACGACAAAGUGCAGAGCGGUGCUACAACACCUUUCAAAAAAUGGCUGCUCAACUUUGCGGCGCAGAGGAAACUGGCCGAGGUGCGGGAGGGCAUCGUCCGGAACAACAGCCUUUGGGACAAGCUCAUCUUCCGCAAAGUACAGGAGUCUCUGGGUGGACGAGUGCGAGUCAUGGUUACGGGGGCAGCGCCCAUCUCUCCUACAGUGCUGGACUUCCUCAGGGCCUCGCUUGGUUGCCAGAUCUUUGAAGCGUACGGCCAAACGGAGUGCACGGCUGGCUGCACCUUCACCAUGCCGGGAGACGCCACCUCUGGACACGUCGGCGUGCCUCUGCCUUGUAAUGUGGUGAAGCUGGUGGAUGUGGAAGAGAUGAAUUACUUUUCAUCCAAUGGUGAAGGCGAGGUGUGCAUCAAGGGUACAAAUGUGUUCAAGGGUUACUUGAAAGACCCAGAGAAGACUGCUGAGGCUUUGGAUAAUGAUGGUUGGCUCCACACUGGAGACAUUGGGAAAUGGCUGCCGAGUGGAGUUCUAAAGAUCAUCGACCGCAAGAAGAACAUUUUCAAGCUGGCUCAGGGCGAAUACAUCGCACCAGAGAAGGUUGAAAACAUCUAUGUGCGUAGUGCCCCCGUGGCCCAAGUCUAUGUGCACGGAGACAGUCUACAGGCCUUCCUGGUUGCAGUUGUGGUCCCCGAUCCGGAGGUCUUGCCGGGUUUUGCCAAGAACCUUGGAAUCCAGGGCUCCAUUGAAGAACUCUGCAAAAACAAGGAAAUAAAGAGAGCUGUUCUCUCAGAGAUGAUCAGUCUGGGAAAAGAAGCAGGACUGAAGUCCUUUGAGCAGGUGAAGGAUGCGUACCUACACCCUGAGCAGUUCACCAUUGAGAAUGGCCUCUUGACCCCCACACUGAAGGCCAAGAGGGCUGAGCUCAAGUCUUUCUUCCGCAUGCAAAUUGAUCAACUGUACGCACAAUAA